CUCCGCCGCCCCUCCCCUCCGCCCCCGCGCACCGUCUGGGCAGCGGGGACUCCCGGGGCCACCUAACUUGGGGCGGGGGCUGGCACGCAGCCUAAGGGGACCUCGGCAGGCUGGCAGGCUGGUCUGAGCACCCUGAAGCUCAGUCUAGGCCACAGACACUAAAGGAUGUGCCCGCAGGGCUGGUUUUUAUCUGUAGGGGCCUGGGGACCCAGAUAAUUCGGGAGGUACUGCCCUCUGGGAAAGAACCAUGAAGAAAAUAGAAGGCAGGCGAGAUGAGGGGGAAGCCAGGGUUUCUUGACACCUGAGAGCUGGGGAUGGGUGUUGGGGGUCAGCCAGGGCAGGUGAGGGGUGAGCAGACCCUCAGCAGGAGACAGACCAAAGGCUGGGUCUGAAUAAAGGGGGUUGCCCAACACCAGAUUGAGUCCCCUUUCUUAGACACCUCUACCCCAUCCCCAUUUCUGGGGACACCCAGGAAUCAGACCAGAGCCCCACUGUCUGAGCAAGAGGCCAGCCCUCUGUGCACUCUGGCUGGGUCUUCACCUGGCCAGUCUUUCCAAAACAGAAUCCUGCAAAGGGGCCCUGGGCGCACUGGAGACCCACCCCCUGCUGCCCUUUUCUGCAGGACUGGAAGUAUUAGGUCACUUGUCUCCAGGGGACAGCUCCAGCUGCUGGUGGCCUAUAGCAUCCAGAUGUUCACUCAGUCUCAAAGCCAGCCUGACACACACCCCACCCUUCCCCGCCCACAUACAGUGUGUAUGGGAGUGGGGAAUGGGUGACCUGGGAUCUAAGAGGAAGAGUUCCUGCCUAUGACAGGUGCCCCCUCCAGCCCCCAGCUCCACUGCCCCAUGUCAUUCUGGACCUGCACUGCCAGCACUGGUAAUGGAUUCAGGUGGCCAUGUUUGGAUGCUCCUGGCCCAAGGCCACCCUACCCACCUCCCUCCAUCUGACCUCUGGCACAGGGAGGAUAAAUAUAACAUAUAGCAUUUCUACUUCUUAUAAAGGGCUUCCUAAUGGGGCCUGGAGGGCCUGGGCAUAUCUCAGGAGGGGAUGGCCAAGCUGCUGGAGAAGGGACAGAAAGUGCCUGGACCCUGGGAAUCUGGGUGAAUAUGGGUAGGGGGUGUUGAGACCUCCGUUCUCCAGUAAACCCCUUUCUAUAGUUCCAGGGCACCCUGGCUAGGAUCUCUGCCUGUUCACCUGCUGUCCCACCCAAUCCCCUGUGUAGUUAAGGGGAUGUGGCCAUUCCCCUCUGAGGACCCCUGUUCAGGAACCCACGGUGUCACACACUCCCAGCAACCUCAACCACAGGACAACUCUGACACAGGGAAAAGCCAACACAGCUCCCAUAGUGCUGGGAACCACGCGGACCAGCUCAUGAUCAUGAUCAGGGUCACACCAACCUGUGGUACCCACACAGGGCAUGUGCGGUGGGUGCCGUGGUUUGCAGGGAAAUACUCCUCAGGCUGUCAGAGACCCUUCUGACCCCACAUCAAUGACUGCUGCAGGUCCCGUCCGCCCUAGGGGACACACACUGGCAGCCUGAGACUAUGGCAGGCCCAGAACCCUUGUUCCCCUCAGGCCCCUCCCCUGAUGAGCCACUAUUUGCUGGUUCCGCUCCAGGUCCGAGUCCACCCCCUCAGGGCCCCCUCGUCCUGUCGAAGGUGCGCCUCGCCCCACCUCCCCAGGCUCAGGCCAGGCCAGACCUGGGAGGGCAUCCCUGGGUCCCAGUCGCCCCUGUCACCGCCCUGCGCUGCAGGCUCUCCAACACAGGCUGGGUGGCCAGCCUCUGCCCGAGGCCCCAAGGGUUAACCCAGGCGGGAGGGGCGGGGCCGCUCGGACGUCCACCGCUUAGGCAUGGCCGCUAGCCCAGCGCCCAGUGGCUGGCGCCCCCGCGCGCAGAGGCCGCACCUCCGCAAGAUGGAGCGGAUGGUCGUGAGGAUGCAGGACCCUGACCAGGGAGUGCGGACGCGGAGCCAGCGUCUGCUCAUCACUGUCAUCCCGCACGCGGUGACGGGCGGCGACAUCGUGGAGUGGCUGGUCCGGAAGUUGUGCAUCUCGGAGGAGGAGGCGCUACACCUGGGCAGCCUGCUGGCGCAGCACGGCUACAUAUACCCGCUGCGCGAGCCCCGCAGCCUGGCGCUCCGGCCGGACGAGACGCCCUACAGGUUCCAGACACCCUACUUCUGGACCAGCACUCUGUGGCCAGCUGCCGAGUUGGACUAUGCCAUCUACUUGACCAAGAAGAACAUACAAAGGCAGGGAGCCCUGGUCACCCAUGAGAAGGAGCACUAUGACCAGUUGCAUAAGAAGAUCAACCACACCUGGGACCUGGUAGUGAUGCAGGCUCGGGAACAGCUACGGGCUGCUAAGCAGCGCAGGAAAGGGGACAGGCUGGUCAUUGCAUGCCAGGAGCAGACAUACUGGCUGGUGAACAGACCCCCGCCUGGGGUCCCCAAUGUGCUGGAGCAGGGCCCAGAGAGGGGCUCCAACAAUGCCAAUCAGGUGCAGAUGUCACAGAGCUUGGAUUUCUACAAGCGAGAGAUAGAGUGGUCGAGGAAAGCGCUGGGCCGGACCCGGGUGAAGUCCUCCAUCUGCCUCGAGGCGUUCCUGACAUUCAGCCACCAGCGAGGCCCACAUGACCCUAUCCUGGCAGGAUGUCUGCCCAGCAACCCCUGGGUCACAGAUGACGAUGCCUACUGGGCCAUGAAUGCACCCACGGUAGCUGUGCCCACAAAGCUCCGUGUGGAGCGGUGGGGCUUCAGCUUCCGGGAGCUCCUGGAUGACCCCAUGGGGCGGGCCCACUUCAUGGACUUUCUACAGAAGGAGUUCAGUGCGGAAAACCUCAGCUUCUGGGAGGCAUGUGAGGAGCUGCGCUUUGGAGGGCAGGCCCAGAUCCCCACUCUGGUGGACACUGUGUACCAGCAGUUCCUGGCCCCAGGCGCUGCCCACUGGGUCAACAUCGACAGCAGGACGAUGGAGCGAACACUGGAGGGGCUGCAUCAGCCCCAUCGCUACGUCCUGGACGAUGCACAACUACACAUCUACAUGCUCAUGAAGAAGGACUCCUACCCGAGGUUCAUGAAGUCUGACAUGUACCAGGGCCUACUGGCAGAAGGUGUGAUUCCACUGGAAACAAAGAGACGGGUAUUCCCAUUCAUGCGGAAGCCUCGGCUCUCGAGCCCCAGCCCUGCUCUGCCGCCCACCUCUGGGGAGCCCUCAGCAGCUGGAAGCGCUGCAGGUGGUGACGAGGAGAGCUAGGAGGCUCACCUCCAGCCAGCGACACCUGUGAUGGUGGCCAUCCUCUCCUGCACCCCGUGGCACUCGACCUGAGUCCAGAGGGCCCAGCCUUGCCAGCCUUUCUCCAACUUCUCCUUUCCCUCUGACAUGACAUCUCCUGCCCAGAAGGGACUGGUCCUGGAGAGGGAUCUCACUGGCCACACUUGGCCAGGAAAGGACUUAUUCCCAGAGAAAGGGGAGGCCAAGGCCGAGGCCAUGUGGAGCCCCUGGCAUUCUGCAGCCUUCAGCUCAGCACUGGGUGCCCUUCCCCACCAGAGAACACUAAGACAGCUGGCACAACAGGACACCUGUCAUGAGAUGAGGACAAGCAGGCUUCUGGGCCCUCCACUCUGCCCAGGCACAGCUCCCCCGCCCUAUGACCCUAAUCCUGCUGAGACCAUUCCAGCCUCUUCCACCUACUCUUGUGUGCUGUCCAUGGCACCCGCCCCAGGUUCAACAGAUGACUCCAUGCUGUCACUCUGACCCGGAGCCUCCCAGUUCCCUCAGGGCAGGUCUUUGCCAGGAUGGCACAGCCAGUGUCCAUUCUUCCCAUCUAAACCUUCCUUUGGGCUACUGGUGUUAUUCCCUCUCUGGUGAGGGUACCCUGCUUUCCCGGACCUAGGCUAAAGGCAUGGGCUAGUUCCUUUUGAGGUGCCACCCACCCAUAGGCCUGGCCCACAUCCUUUCCCCAUCCACUCUGGUGCAGAAAUAAAAGGACCUCAGCCCUGCA
Molecule: messenger RNA, 4003 nt
Organism: Marmota monax (woodchuck)
Lineage: Eukaryota; Metazoa; Chordata; Mammalia; Rodentia; Sciuridae
Gene: Rgs11
Product: regulator of G protein signaling 11
Exons: 17
Coding region: 1852-3255 (467 amino acids)
Biological process (GO): G protein-coupled receptor signaling pathway; intracellular signal transduction; regulation of G protein-coupled receptor signaling pathway
Source: RefSeq, a predicted model, not a curated record